Recurvomyces mirabilis is the source of this 474-nucleotide messenger RNA. RefSeq lists its product as uncharacterized. Bases 1 to 474 code for a protein of 157 amino acids. The record is from RefSeq and is a predicted model, not a curated record. NCBI's taxonomy places the organism in Eukaryota, Fungi, Ascomycota, Dothideomycetes, Mycosphaerellales, Teratosphaeriaceae. The transcript has 2 exons.
AUGUCAGGCCAGCAACCGAACGCCUGGCAAACCGCCGGCCGACCACGACACUCCCACUCUGCCUCACGCACACCUCAAAGCCGCUCUGGCACAGCCUCACCCAGCCAGCAGAACCAGAACCAGAACCAGCCUUCGCAGCAGCCACGGCAAGAUAGUGGACGGCCGCAGCAAGCAAACAGUGUAUGGACGCAGCGCAGUAGUAGCACGAGUGGAAGCAACGGGCAAGCGACUACUGGCUCAGCGUCGGCGGCGGUGGUGCAGGACGAGGCGUAUGUGCCUGCCAAUGGCUUCAACGCAGUGGAAGUGAAGGCGGCAUUGGGUAGGGAAGCUGGCCCUGCGGUGUACAAGGUCAACGAGACGGCAAGAGGGAAUGGUAAUAGUGCUUGGGGCGCCAAAUCAAGCCAUAUGGCCAACAAUCAGCCGUUCUUCACGCAGCUGGCUAAGCAAAUCGCUACUUUAGAAGGCGGUGGCUGA